Messenger RNA from Clonostachys solani, 792 nucleotides. The record is from the annotation of a GenBank genome assembly. Lineage: Eukaryota; Fungi; Ascomycota; Sordariomycetes; Hypocreales; Bionectriaceae.
AUGCGUUUCACAAAGUUUUUCGCCGGCGUCACUGUUGCUCUGUCUGCAACCCAGACUCAGGCGACCGUCAGCCCAGGCGAGAUCGCAGAGACCUUUGAGCGUCUGACCAAUAUCGCCAGCGACAUCAUCCAGACAGUUGCGAGCCUGGAUAGUACAAAGAUCAUUACAAGCGUCCCAAGAAUCGCAGGCGAGUUUGGUCAGCUCGUUGAGGGAGUUGUCGACGCUGUCGAUGUGAUCGGGAACCCCGACCAGUACAAGGACAUUGGGAAGAGCGACCAGGACAAGAUCUGCGACGCCCUUGAGAAUUUUGUUGACAAGGCGCGUGACGCCGUGGACUCCAUCAUCGGAAAGGACAGCAUCCUCGGCCGAACACCCCUUGUGAGCAUCAUCGCUAAUGUUCUGAGCGUUGCUGCCGAUGCCCUCGAGGAGUUGGCCAAGUCGGCCGUCAACAUUGUCCCCGGAUGCAAGGAACGCAUUGAGAAGAAGCUGGAUCUCCUCCACAACUCUCUCGGUCGCGGUAUUACCAACUUUCGCGCCAAGGCUAUUGAGCAGCGUGACAUCCCCAUUUCCAUUCCUACUGCUAUUCCUACUGCUAUUCCUACUGGUAUCCCUACUGGUAUCCCUACUGGUAUCCCUACUGGUAUCCCUACUGGUAUCCCUACUGAUAUCCCUACUGAUAUCCCUACUGCUGCUCUUUCUUCUCUUGCCGAGCUUAUUGCCGAGCUUACUCCCAUUGCCUCUUCUCUCCCCCAGGUUACGGGCGGGCCUAUCCCCAUUCCUUUCCAGGCUUAA